Molecule: messenger RNA, 513 nt
Organism: Erythranthe guttata (spotted monkey flower)
Lineage: Eukaryota; Viridiplantae; Streptophyta; Magnoliopsida; Lamiales; Phrymaceae
Product: glutathione hydrolase 2-like
Biological process (GO): glutathione catabolic process
Cellular component (GO): plasma membrane
Molecular function (GO): glutathione gamma-glutamate hydrolase
Source: RefSeq, a predicted model, not a curated record
AUGUCAGCAAGUACCGGGAUACUUCUAAACAGUCAAAUGUACGAUUUCUCGAUCCCCGCGUCAAGCACGCCACCACCAUCACCUGCAAAUUUUAUUCAACCGUUCAAGAGGCCUUUGUCGUCGAUGACACCUACCAUUGUCGUUAAGGACGGACGAAUAAAGGCAGUUAUAGGCGCAGCCGGAGGAUUGCUAAUACCCGAUGCGGUGGCUCAAGUCUUAAUAAAUCACUUAAAUUCGAAAAUGAAUCCACUCGUUGCUGUUACCGUUCCAAGAUUAUAUCACACGCUAUAUCCGAAUGUGCUCUACCACGAGGACUACAAAUCUCAAAACGGUCAUCAGUUCUCAUAUCGUUCGAAGAUGCUUAGAGAGUUGAAAAAGAAGGGCCAUGUUUUGAAAAAGAAUACCGCUUCGGCUAUAUGCUCGUUCGUCGUUCAAAAUUUAGAGGGUCCGGAUUCCGGUCAGCUUAUUGCUGUUACUGACCAAAGAAAAGGCGGCCUUCCAGCCGGAUACUAG